Messenger RNA from Notothenia coriiceps (black rockcod), 1710 nucleotides. It is a transcript of the gene jdp2a, whose product is annotated as Jun dimerization protein 2a. Gene Ontology annotation, molecular function: RNA polymerase II cis-regulatory region sequence-specific DNA binding; DNA-binding transcription factor activity, RNA polymerase II-specific. Gene Ontology annotation, biological process: regulation of transcription by RNA polymerase II. Bases 122 to 718 code for a protein of 198 amino acids. Lineage: Eukaryota; Metazoa; Chordata; Actinopteri; Perciformes; Nototheniidae. The transcript has 4 exons. Gene Ontology annotation, cellular component: nucleus. The record is from RefSeq and is a predicted model, not a curated record.
ACUUCCCCACUUCUGCCCCCACUAUGUACUUUUUUACAUCCCUGCUUACGUUUGGCUGGCAUAGCCUAAUUUCCGCAUUCCCAAAUCCUCCCAGAUUGGGAUCACGUUUAAAACCGGGCUGAUGCAACGAUUUCCACUUUUUAAAAUCUACUCUCGACCAUCGGCUGACCAGAAGAGAGGACAUUUGUUGCACCUGGGAUCAAAGUCAGCUGUGGUCCCGACCGAGUCUGACGCGAUGCCAGGACAGAUCCCAGAUCCCUCUGUGACAGCAGGCUCCCUGCCCAGCCUGGGCCCCCUGGCUGGGAUUUCAGCCACCACACUGACUGACAGGCUCAAAUUUGGUGACUUCCAGGAGUACGGUACAAUGCUGUCCCCUCUGCACUUCCUGGACAGUCUGGGGAAGAGGCCCAUGGUUAUCAAAACAGAGAGAGAUGAAGAGGUUGACAGGAGGAAACGAAGGCGGGAGAAGAACAAAGUGGCUGCAGCACGAUGUCGAAACAAAAAGAAGGAGAGAACGGAUUAUCUACAACAGGAAUCGGACCGACUAGAGAUGUUAAACUCUGACCUUAAAGCCCAGAUUGAGGAGCUGAAGCUGGAGCGACAGCAGCUGAUCCUCAUGCUCAACCGGCACCGCCCCACGUGCAUCGUCAGGACAGACAGUGUCAAAUCCCCGGAGAGCGAGGCCAACCCUCUGCUGCAGCAGCUGGAGGACAAGUGAAGAUGUGACAACUUUGUACAGUUUACAGUUGACGAGAAGCAGCCAACUAGCAGCACUUAGAUUUUGGAGAUCCAGCCAUGGCCUCCCACCCUGUCUCACAGAGCAGUACACCACGAAAUGAACACUUUGUUGGCAGUUAAAUCAAACUUCAUUUUGUUUUUCUCUCUUGCUUUCCCAUUUAUUUCUUGUUGUGGUCAUCUGAGUUCCAGCCACUAUCAGUAUGAAGUUAAACAAAAUGAAAUUACCCAACAUAUUACCUUAUCUUUUUGAUGGAUUUGUACUAUAUCUCUUCUUUGCUUCAGCCAUCACUUCACUUGUAGAGCAACUCUAAUUUUAGCAAUUCAUCUGGUGGUUUAUAAAUUAACUACUUUUAUUUGCUAUUUAACAGCCUUAUGUUUAGAUGCAAGAUCCAACUGCUUUUUUCACAGCAUUUCAAUUACCUGUCCAUGUGAGUCAGUAAUACAAUGCUUAAGUCAUUAGGUGACACAUGGUUACCUUUUUUUUGUAAUGAGGAGUUGCACAACAGUUUGAUCUAUAGGCCCCAAAGCUUUGCUUUAGUUACAAUGCAUUCUGGGAAUCAUAGGACCUUACGUGAAAUGCAACUAAGAGGGCAACAAGGUAGGCUUAAACUAAGUUGUUGUUUGCCCCCUCAGUUAAAAAAAAUAAGUCUUAAUUUUUCUAAAGCAUGUAAUCACACCCAAACACAUUCAGAAGCCUUUUUUCUGCAUAAUAACUUUCACAAUUCAUGACAACUUCUGUACUUUCAUACAUUUGGUGGCAUGGCGGAUGAUCCUUUUCUUUUUUCCUAUGUCCUGGCGCAGGCGUCAUGUAUGCAUAUAUUAUAUAUAUGGACUGUUUACAUUGUACUUUAUUGUAUGUUACCAUAUUGUUACAACCAAUUUUAUACUUUUGUAUAUGAUGUUAUAAGCAUAUAAGCUAUUACAAAAUACAAUUUUGCAUUUUCCAUACAAAAUAAAUGUUUAGUUUGUUUA